UUAAAAUUUUGUAUUAAAUAGGCUGUGAAAUUCUAUCCCACCUUGUAUGUGCUAAAUCUUAAAAAGAGUUGCAUUGUUUCAGGAGGUAAAAAUGAAUUGGAGCAGUUGGCACCCUGUGUUGCUAUGUCUUCUGAGUUUCAGCUGCAGUGCAAUAAGUGAAGAAAAUUACAUCCAUGAAUUAGUAAAGAAUCAAACAGGAGUGACAACUGAUCUCAACGUGCAAGUAGACUACUGCCCUACUGACUGCAGUUGUAACCUGGAUGGAACUGUGAACUGUGCUGGGGUGGACCUAAAGGAAUUUCCCAAGAACUUAUCGCAAACGAUAUUACAUCUGUCUUUGCAGAACAAUGCUUUGGAAGUGAUCCCACUGGAGGAGUUAUCAAGGCUGCAGAGUCUGGAAACUUUUAACUUGCAGAAUAAUCGGCUUACAUCUAAAGGUCUUCCUGAUGAUGCAUUCCGCUCUCUUAAGAAUUUGCUGUAUUUGUACCUGGCAAACAAUAAGCUAACAGUUGCUCCAAAAUACCUGCCGAAAACCUUGAUGAGUGCAGAUCUUGCAGCUAAUUACCUUACAAAGAUAUACCCUCUCACUUUUGGGCAAAAACCAAAUCUAAGGUCUAUCUAUCUCCAUAACAAUAAACUGACAGAUGCAGGAUUACCUGAUCAUAUGUUCAAUGGAUCUGAUGGUGUUGGAAUAUUAAUCAUGUCCAGUAAUUUCCUGAAGUACGUUCCCAAGAAUUUGCCAAAAGGGCUGUUCAGAUUACAUUUAAAAAACAACAAACUGGAAAAGAUUCCAAAGGGAGCUUUUGAUCAUCUUUUGAAUCUCCGUGAACUAUACCUUCACAAUAAUUACAUAACCAAUGAAGGAAUGGACAAUGAAACAUUUUGGAAACUGUCAAGCUUGGAAUACCUGGAUUUGUCGAGCAACAAUCUGACUCAAAUACCACGAGGGUUACCUCGAAAUAUUAUCCUUCUACACUUGGAGAAAAAUGCCAUUAAGUCAGUACCUGCUAACUGGCUGACACAGAUAAAAAAUCUUGAAUACCUCUUGCUUCAUAAUAACAAGAUAAGAGCAAAAGCAAUUCACCCUCUUGCAUUCAAGGGGCUUAAAAAGCUCCAUACCUUUCACCUCUACAAUAAUUUGCUUGAAAGAAUCCCAAGUGGCUUACCGCGAAGGGUGAAGACGUUAAUGCUCCUCCACAAUCAGAUCUCAGAAAUUUCCAGAAAUGAUUUUGCUUACACAUAUUUUUUGACAGAACUUAAUUUGAGUUACAACAAACUAACAAGUCCAAAAAUCCACCCUGAAGCAUUCCGGAAAAUGAGACUGCUUGAAUCGUUGGAUUUUUCUGGAAAUAACCUGAAUGUAGUGCCCAGUGGCCUGCCGAAGAAUUUGCACAUAUUGAAGCUAAAGGAAAAUGAAAUCAGCUCAAUUCCUGAAGGCUCACUCUCAGGAAUGACAAAACUUAAGGAGCUCUUCCUAAGUAAUAACAAACUUAAACUGAACUCGGUCUAUUCAGGAGCAUGGAAACAACUGCCUGCACUCCAGCUUUUGGAUUUAUCAGGCAAUCAGCUUUCCCAUAUUCCUACUGAUCUGCCAGAGUCUCUUCAGUAUGUUUACCUUCAGAACAAUCAAAUUUCUGUCAUUCCAGAGAAUGCCUUUGAAUCCACGCCUAACAUCAAAGGGAUUUUUCUUAGGGACAAUAGUCUCACAACAACUAGAGUGAAAGUAUUUGAAAAGCUGAAGUUCUUACAAGUACUGGAUAUGGGCCCCUACACAGAGUCCACUUCCACAUCCACAAAGGAAAAUGGCACCUCAGAAGACAAUUCAGAGAAUGAUUCUGACCAAGCUAUUCAGAAUGACAAGUAAUCACCCACGAACAAUAAUCAAGACAUUUAGCAUUGUAUUUUCCAUAUACAAAGGUUGUGUAUGUGUAAUCUAGCCAUUAUUACCUCUCUUCCUACAACUUUAAGCUCAUUCCAGUCUACGUACCCAGUGAUGCCUUAGCUCCCAGUUGUUUUUCACCUCUUUUUCUACUCACUCAUUUCAUUCAACUACAUCUUUGGUAUUAUCUCAUUCCAGAUCAAGUAUUCAAUUUCACCUCCCCAGCCUCACUCUUGCUGUUGUUAUCAUCCUGAAAAAUAAUUGAGACAUUAAGCAUUCUGUUUUCAUGCACAAAUGUUGUGUACGUCUGCCAUCCAAAUCUGUGUACCCUUUUAUCACCCUUAAAAAAGUCUUCUUAAUUUACAGAUUUCUAAUCCUCUAGUUGUUCUUCACUACCAGUGUUGUUUUACGUCCAUAGUGUCUCUGCUCCUUACCCAAUGAUCCCAAAUCCAGUUUAUUUGCUGCCAAACUAUGAUAAUUAAAGAGUCAAGUAUAUAUUUCUCCUUAUGUCCACAGCCUCCUAGGUCUUUCUAACAUUAUCAACAAUAUUGACAUUUAAUCUUCCCAAAAUAUUCUAAUAUACUCUCUGCUACAGGGAUGACGUCUCAUGAACUUCUCUCAAUAUUGGUAUUAUCUGUGUACAAUGCCACCUCCUCCUCUGUUCAGCUAAUCACUUCUGGGUCUGCCUUUCAUUCAUGACUAUAGCAUUACUAAAAUUUAAGAACAAAGUUUGUUUCCAUAAUCUGUUUCUGCCUCUUCUAUUUCUGAACCAAGGGUGAUUGCUUUUGGUUUUGAAAUUGCCUGUGAGAUAUUAUUUGGGCCAAAGCUUCCCCUAGCUGAGGCUCUCGUGCCCCCAUGUCUCUGGCUUCCGUUCCCUCACCCUCUUUAUCAAUAUCUCAAAAUAAAUCAAAUGUGAAAAAUUGCCAUUCCAUUUAGUCCUGAAAUAAAAAGAGAAAAUUCUGGAAAGAGUCAACAAGCAUGUAAACAUCGGUGGAGAGAGAAACAGAGAUAAUGUUUCAGAAUUCAACAGAAAUUUAACAUUUUCCAUUUAACAGAAAUGAGGAAAUUUAGAAACCAUGAUUUGGACUGCAACAAAGGGAGCGGAAUGCAGAGAACAAAGGGGAUAUGUGCAUUCGAGACCAAGGGAAACAGAGUGACUCAAAAGUAGUGAUGAAACUGGCUAAGAGAUUGGGUGAAAGGAUGAUCCAAGUGAAGAAGGAUGUAGAGGAGAUGGAUGAAGCAAAGGCAACAGACAAAACAGAGAUUGGUUUUCACCACUGUAAGAAAAGAAAUGUAUGCCCAGUGGACAACCUCUAAAGAUUUGUAAACCUAUUACUGCUGCAGGUUGAUGACCCUUUCAUCAGAACUGGUCAGCUCUGAUGCAAACUAAAAGAGCUGGCGAUUGCAAAUGGUGAAAUUCUACUUGAUACCUACAGGCUGCAGCUGCCUUGUUGGAAUGCUGAUCCUCGAGACAUCAGGGUUGAGGUACAAUGGAAUGGAAAAUUAGAGUAACUAAGAACUAAAAGCUCAACAUGUUUUUCUCUCCACAGAUACUACCUGACCUCUGUGUAUCUUCAAUAUUUUGUUUUUAUUUCAGGCUUGCAACACCUGUCCCUCCUUCACCACUGAUUCUCUGAAAUCUUUGUAACAAUUCUAAUCUCAGUUUCCAUCUGUAGCGUUCUGUUGGCAAAAUCCUGAUACGUGCCUAAAUUAUUUCUUACAUUUGCCUCCCCUCCCUCCCCUACUGUAGCUGGAUUUCCCAUCUGUUCUCCACAAGAUUUAUGAGAUCAAAUACAGUCCAUGUUUUUACCAAGAUUAGGUCUCGAUCCCCCAUCAUCUGCUGCCUCCAAGCUUACAAAACGUCUGUGUCCUAAAUAUUCUUAAGGAUUUCCCAUCAUCAUAUUCUUCCUGCCAUCUGUUUUAAUCCAGUGCAUAACUACACAACUGAAAUACCUGCUCUCUCCUCAAUAUUUACAACUUUAUUGCACCACAGAGGUUGCUGAAUGUUUAUACCAAGCUGUUUUGCCUGCCUUCCUCCCCCCUUCAAUCUCACCAUCACUUUCUAGUCUCACCACUUUACUUCCCUUUUGUCAUGUUCACAUCCACAAUUCUUUCCUUCAUCAGUGUAAGAUACUGAGACACCUUUUGUAAUAAAAAUAUGGUUUAAAAUAUGGUUUGUUUGCAGGGGAAGACAAUGGUGUUUGUCAGAAGAUAAUGGCUGAAUUGCUGUUACUGUACUUUUAUAAAUAAACCAGCUGAUUGUGUUUAUAUCCAUGUUAAUUAGAAUAAUCUAACAGUUAUAUAUCUUAAUUCUAAAUUUCAAAGGUUAAACUUCUUUUAUUGAAUGCACCUAUCCUUUGAAGGAUUGUUCUACAAUCAUGAACGCUGCAGCUUAAAGGAAUCCAUCCAGUCCACUGUUCCUGUGAUGAGGAGACAUUCUUAAUUUACUCUGACUGUUGAUAUAGAUCAGGGGAUUCCAACCCCUUCAUGCCAUGGACCAAUACAAGUACACAAGGGGUCUGUGGACCCCAGGUUGGGAUCUCUUGAUAUAGAUAAUACCUAUCACAUGAGAAUAUUACAAGCAUUUAAUUUUGACGAUAAAAUUUAUUGUUUCUAAUUAGAUUUUAACUGGGUGCAUUUAGCCUGGACGUUGAUUUUCAAUAGGACUGGUUGAGUAUUUUACGGUCUUGGUGACAUGUUAGAAAUGUUAUUAUGUGUGUACAUCAUUUAUUAAAAGAUA
Hypanus sabinus (Atlantic stingray) is the source of this 4619-nucleotide messenger RNA. It is a transcript of the gene podn, whose product is annotated as podocan. The record is from RefSeq and is a predicted model, not a curated record. Bases 92 to 1864 code for a protein of 590 amino acids. NCBI's taxonomy places the organism in Eukaryota, Metazoa, Chordata, Chondrichthyes, Myliobatiformes, Dasyatidae. Gene Ontology annotation, molecular function: protein binding. The transcript is spliced from 9 exons.